GAAAAAAUUCACACAUUCUUGUUCACACAAUCUUCAGGCGUCUUAAUAAACGCCAUUUUCUCUGUUUUUUCCUUUCCCUUGUUUCUUUGCAUUUUUAAGCGUUUUUUAUUUUCCGAGCGAAGAUGAGAGAGUGCAUUUCAAUCCACAUCGGUCAAGCCGGUAUUCAGGUCGGAAAUGCGUGCUGGGAGCUUUACUGUCUUGAGCAUGGCAUCCAGCCUGAUGGUCAAAUGCCGAGUGACAAGAGUGUGGGAGGAGGUGAUGAUGCAUUCAACACCUUCUUUAGCGAGACUGGUGCUGGGAAGCAUGUUCCCCGUGCCGUUUUUGUAGAUUUGGAGCCCACUGUCAUUGAUGAAGUUAGGACUGGAACUUACCGCCAGCUCUUUCACCCUGAGCAGCUCAUCAGCGGCAAGGAAGAUGCUGCUAACAAUUUUGCUCGUGGCCAUUAUACCAUUGGAAAAGAGAUUGUUGACCUCUGCUUGGAUCGCAUCCGUAAGCUUGCUGACAACUGCACUGGUCUUCAAGGGUUCCUGGUUUUCAAUGCUGUAGGUGGAGGCACUGGUUCGGGUCUUGGAUCCCUCUUGCUUGAGCGUCUCUCCGUGGACUAUGGCAAGAAGUCCAAGCUUGGAUUCACUGUCUACCCUUCUCCACAGGUUUCAACCUCUGUUGUUGAGCCUUACAACAGUGUCCUAUCCACCCACUCUCUUUUGGAACACACUGAUGUUGCUGUGUUGCUUGACAAUGAGGCUAUCUAUGAUAUCUGCAGGCGCUCCCUUGACAUUGAACGUCCAACCUACACAAACCUUAACCGUCUGGUUUCUCAAGUGAUCUCAUCUUUGACUGCAUCUCUGAGGUUUGAUGGUGCUUUGAACGUUGAUGUGACUGAGUUCCAGACUAAUUUGGUCCCGUACCCCAGGAUUCACUUUAUGCUUUCAUCCUACGCUCCAGUUAUCUCCGCAGAGAAGGCCUACCAUGAGCAACUUUCUGUUGCAGAGAUCACCAACAGUGCCUUUGAGCCUUCUUCCAUGAUGGCCAAGUGUGAUCCUCGCCAUGGGAAAUACAUGGCUUGCUGUCUGAUGUACAGAGGAGAUGUGGUGCCCAAGGAUGUCAAUGCAGCUGUGGCCACCAUCAAGACCAAGCGCACCAUCCAAUUUGUGGACUGGUGUCCUACUGGAUUCAAAUGUGGUAUCAAUUACCAGCCUCCAACUGUUGUUCCUGGUGGUGAUCUCGCUAAGGUGCAAAGGGCAGUGUGCAUGAUCUCAAACUCUACUAGUGUGGCUGAAGUGUUCUCCCGCAUUGACCACAAGUUUGACCUUAUGUAUGCCAAGAGGGCAUUCGUUCACUGGUAUGUGGGUGAGGGUAUGGAGGAAGGUGAAUUUUCGGAGGCCCGUGAAGAUCUUGCUGCUCUUGAGAAAGAUUAUGAAGAAGUGGGUGCUGAGGCUGAUGGAGGUGAAGAUGAUGAUGAGGAAGGCGAGUACUGAGGACAGAUAGCCUCUUUAUUGCCCAGCAAUAGUUUUAGUAGAGCAUAAUUUCUAUGGUGACUGACUUCGCUGCAAUAUUUUAAAUUUAAACCGUUUAAACUGUACUGUUUGCUGUUUCACCUCCUUGUGUAGCGGCUUAUGUGUUUUUCUUCCCGUUCCAGACUUCUCAAUGAUAUGGAUGUGGCUUGCUUUAUUAUGUUUUA
Humulus lupulus (European hop) is the source of this 1681-nucleotide messenger RNA. RefSeq names its product tubulin alpha chain-like. Lineage: Eukaryota; Viridiplantae; Streptophyta; Magnoliopsida; Rosales; Cannabaceae. Gene Ontology annotation, cellular component: microtubule; cytoplasm. The record is from RefSeq and is a predicted model, not a curated record. Gene Ontology annotation, biological process: microtubule cytoskeleton organization; mitotic cell cycle. Gene Ontology annotation, molecular function: structural constituent of cytoskeleton; GTP binding. The transcript is spliced from 4 exons. Bases 123 to 1478 code for a protein of 451 amino acids.